This is a messenger RNA of Symbiodinium necroappetens, 6556 nucleotides long. The record is from the annotation of a GenBank genome assembly. NCBI's taxonomy places the organism in Eukaryota, Dinophyceae, Suessiales, Symbiodiniaceae.
AUGUCUCAGGCGUUGGGCGUGCAGAAAUCCGCGCCAGGAUGUGAUGGGAAGUCUGCAAGCAUCGGCCCAGGUCGUUCUUUGAGUCUCCAUGGCUUGGACCAGCCAUCUGCACUCCGGGAGCGAGCCUUGAAGGCAGUCCUCCGGUGGGCUUCCACGAUGGCCCCAGAUAUCGCGUCAACCCUCAGCUACCGGCGCGAUCAGCUGUUGGAGAUUGAGCUUAUCCGGCGAUUUGCAGGUAGCGCUCUGGCAGCUAAGGGAAAGAAAGGACAUGAUUUCAACUUUCUUGACUUCCUUGGUCGCUGCUUCCUCCUCCCAGCAGACGCAGCCCAGCAGCCUGAGAUCGGAAUGGUGCAGGAGUUGCACAGCUGGGGCUUGAAGAGAUUCGGCCCCGCAGCCCGCAGGGCUUUGCAGCAAAGACUGCACGAGUGUUUUCAUGAAGCUCGGUUUCGAUGGAAGUCUGUGUUUGAUGGCUCCAUCGACCAGGGUCUGGUGCACUUGGAGCAUUUAAGGAGCUUGACUGCAGCAGCGGCAUGCGUUGCCAUAUCCGCCGCGUGCCAACGAAUGGCAGCAGACGUUGCAGAAGGUCAAGAGCACCCUCUUGAGCGUGCCCACUUCUGGUCAGUGGCGAGCAUCAGUUGGCUCACACCUUUGGCACGGAAAGCGGUAAACGGCAACCUAGAGGUCCAUGAUGUUUGGAAAGCACCUGCAGGACAAACGGUGGACGCAGCCGUGCAUCGCUUCAAGCUUGCUUGGGAGGUGGAGCAGCAGAGGAAAACGCCAUCGGUCGCCAGGGCCAUGAUUCGCGCGAACGCAGGUCGCGUGGCGGCUUCUGCAUCCCUGCUGCUCCUGUUCAUGAGUGUGCAGUUGGCCCAGCCGCUCCUCAUCCAGAGCUUGGUGAGUUUUCUCAACACGCCUGCGGCCACUCCAGGUGAAGGCUGGCUGAUGGCUUCCCUGAUCUUUACCUCGGCCCUGGCAUCCUCGGUCCUCGUCUCCGAGUUCUUCCGGCACGGCUUUGUCUUGGCAGUCUUGUCGAGGACUGCUGCCAUGAGUGCCAUCUACGAGAAGGCCAUCAACAUGUCUGUGCUGGCACGAUCUGGCGGCUCCACGGGCAAAACCACGAACUUGAUGGCCGUUGACGCUGAGAAAUUCGUGAUGGCCGCCCAAGUCUUUCAUUUUCUUUGGAUCAGCCCGGUGAUGAUGAUAUUCUGUGGCAUUGUCAUGGCCUUCCGCAUCGGCCCCGCAGGAUUUAUCGGUCUCGCGUUCUUAUUCGUCACAGUUCCGGUUCAACACCUCCUCGCGAAGAGGGGAGGCCAGAUUCGCGUCAAAGCCCUGGCCUUCACUGAUGAGCGAAUGAAGUUCGUCACUGAAGUGGUGCAGGGUAUCCGAGUGGCCAAACUGUAUGCAUGGGAAGCUGCCAUUUUCCAAUACGUUGCUUCUGUUAGACGGCGAGAGUGUGCAAAGCUUUGCGCCUCCCUUUUGAUGAAGAUUGCAGUGCGCGAGGGCCUCCUCUUAGUGACGCCAGCAGUUGCCCUGGGGCUGAUACUGGCCGGGAAGAUGUGGCAGGAUGGGGAGCUGGAGCUGUCCGAGGCCAUCAUGAUCCUUGGACUACUGAACACCCUCAGGUUUCCGAUGAACUUGCUCGCGACGUCAUUUGCCGCAACUCAAGACUGCCUCGUAGCAGCAAAGCGAAUCUCCGCGUUUCUCCUGCUUGAAGAGAGUCGUCGGCGUGCUGAAGGUCCCACAAACGACCCAGAGUAUUCAGCCCAUGCCGCUUUUGCCGAGGGGGUUGUGUGUUGCUGGGAUCCCGCCCUGGCGUUUCGCUUGCGGAUCCCUUCUUGUCGGCUGGUUCGCGGCAGCCGAGUCGCCAUCCUGGGUCCGGUUGGCUCUGGCAAGACCUCCUUCCUGUCGAUGCUGCUGGAUGAGAUGCAUCUUCUCCAAGGCAGCAGCUUUCUGGAUGGCCGGGUGGCGUACCUGGCGCAGGUGCCCUGGAUUCAGAAUGCCACCUUGCGAGCAAACAUCCUUUUCGGCCUGCCCAUGGAUGAGGACAUUUACGAUGAAACUCUCGAAGCUGCAGCGCUGCAGACUGACUUAGAAGCCUUAUUGGAUGGAGACCUGACAGACAUCGGAGAGCGGGGGAUCAACCUCUCUGGUGGGCAGAAAGCUCGGGUGGGCUUGGCACGCUGCUUGUAUGCAGCUGCAACAAGAAAUGCUGAUGUUGUCAUCUUGGACUCCCCCUUUUCUGCCUUGGACACGCUGACGGCGCAGACUGUUGUUGAGGGCCUGAUCCGCAUGACCAGUGGUUGCACAUUGGUGUGUGCCGUGUCCUCCCACACUCAUCUCUUGCGGAACUUUGAAAGGAUUCUCAUCAUGAGUGAUGGGGCGAUCCUUGCAGAUGGGUCUCCGGAAGAGCUGCGCCAGCAAGUCGGAAAUCUUCCCCAUGUGGACACUGAGCCGACACAGACCAAGCCAAUCGAAUCUAUGAAGUCGCCGAGCAAGGCCCCAAGAGAAGCAUCUCGGCGUCUGAUGCGAGCAGACACCGUAGCCCAGACCUUCCCACUCACUGCUCUGGGCAAGUGGCUUGGAGGGCCUGGUGGGCGUUCGCAACGGGGUUUGCUAAUCGGUGUACCCAUUUGCCUUAUUUUCUUGGCAGGACAGGGUUGUCGCGUCAUCACCGAUGUGAGCCUCACUGAGUGGGCCGCUGGCCAGUCGGAGUUCUCCACUUCUUUAGUCUUGCUUGCUGUGCUGGUGGUGCUGUUGGUGCUGCGCAUCACCUUUUGUGCACUGGCCAGCUUUCGUGCCGCACGGCUUCUGCACAACGAUAUGCUUUGGCGUCUCCUGAGGGCACCUGUCACAACCUACUUUGACGUCGUCACGACCGGAGAAAUCUGCAAUAAAUUUUCCAAAGAUCUGGAGUUCACAGACACGCAGCUGCCGGAGCUUUUAAGUCAAUUCCUGUCAAACUGUUCGCUGCUCUUUAUCAUCUUCGGGCUGACCAUCUUCGCUGUGCCGUGGUUCGCUGCCAUUCUGUGUUUGCUGUCUAUUGUCUUCGUCCUCGUUACCGUUCAGUCGGGAUAUCUCUUGCGUGCUCUGCAGCGAUUCGAAAGUGCAUCGAAAUCUCCGAUCUACACCUCCUUCUCGGAGACAUUGUCGGGCUUGCAGACAAUCUGUGCUUGGGGACAUCAGGAGCGUUUUCACGAAGCACACACGAGGGUUAUGCGGCACAACCUGCGCUUCUUCCACGCAGCCAGCAUGUCCGACAUUUGGCUCCAGUUUCGCUUGGAACUCUUGACCGUGUUUAUCAUCGGCAGCUUCACCUUCCUGGCUGUCGGUCUCCGAAGUUCCAUAGAUGGCAACACCGUGGGCUUGGCACUUGUCUAUGCGAUACAGAUGACGGCGAUGUUCCAGAGAUGCACGAAGCUGGCAAUCCUUAUUGGGCAGAUGCUGACCGCUUGCGAGCGCGUUCUGAGUUUCGAGAAAGUUCCACAAGAGCCUGAUCUUGUUCAGCCACGGGACAUCAAGCUGCAGGAGUGGCCCCAAGGAUCCAUCGCAUUCGAUGAUGUUUCUGUGCAGUACCGGGAUGGUGACCUGGUCUUGAAGGAUGUUUGCUUUUCCGCCAAUGCGGGUACUCGCGUAGGAAUUUGUGGACGAAGUGGCGCCGGUAAAUCAAGCGUAGUCAUGGCUCUAUUUCGCAUGGUUGACCCGUGUGGAGGCAGAAUCAUGAUCGAUGGCAUUGACAUCGCGACGGUCGGCGUGCACACCCUGCGGCAGAAUCUAGCCAUCAUCCCGCAGGAGCCCAUCGUCUUCAGUGGCUCUUUACGCUCCAACUUGGACCCAUUUCGCCGGGCUUCGGACGACACCGUGCUCACAGGCGCGCUGGAGCAGGUGGGUCUACAGGGUCUUGUGAAGGAGGCGGGCUUGGAGAUGGCGAUUGCCGAACAGGGUGGGAAUCUCUCGCAGGGUCAGCGACAGCUACUGUGCAUUGCCCGGGCUUUUGUCAGGAAGAACCGGAUCAUGGUGCUGGAUGAAGCCACAUCUUCUGUGGAUGAGCAGACAGACGCUCUCAUCAAGAACGUGCUCCAAGCGCACUGGUCCCAAGGUCAUCAAAAGUGUACUGUCCUCACUGUCGCCCACCGCUUGAGCACUAUACUGGAUUAUGACAGGAUUCUGGUGCUGAACAAGGGGGAGGUUGUUGAGUUUGAUGCUCCAGGCGAGCUGCUCUCGCGCCCGGGAGGUCACUUUGCAUUGAUGGAAGGAGAGCAUGCCGGAGAAGUUCACAAAAGCUUCACUCUAGCAGCUGUAACGAUUUUAGCGAGUGGAAGAGCCAGCUCGGAGCUGGUGGUGGCGAAUGGGUACGGCUCUGUUGCUGCGCAGGCCGCCCAAGACAGCCGCAUCAAAUGGAUCGCUCUCGAGAUCAUGCGCGACCGAGCGCACAGCAUACUGCAGAAGGCUGUAUUCCAGGGCCUUCGCAACAUUUCCAUCGUUUGCGGGGAAGCUGCUCAGACCUUGGAGUCGCUAUUUCCAAGCAGCUCUAUCUCCCACAUUUUUAUCAAUUUUCCCGAGCCGCCUUUCGUGUCUGGUGACGAGGCGGCAGAGUCUAGCUUUCACAUGAUGACCGAGCACCUUUUCGUAGAGAUGGAUCGUGUCCUACGGAAUGGAUGCCGCAUCACCAUCCUCUCGGACAAUGCAAGGUACAUGCGGACAGUUGCCAAAACUGUGGCGAGCCUUGCCUCGGCGCAGAGGGUCCGCUUGGCCUCCGCCUCUGCAAAGCAGCUGUGGGGCCAUGGCGAGUGUCCGGAACAUGAGAGCGUUCAUGGCGUGGAGCUCUACCAGGGCUGGCCGGAGGCUUCCUGUGGGCAUGCCGUGAAAGCAAGCUCCUACUUCGACACCCUUUGGGCCAUGGGCAAACGUGUGGAUCGCUUCUACAUGGUCCUGCAAAAGGGGGAGCAAGCCGGAGGAGAUCUUCAGAGCGGCAAGAAGCGCAGCUCCACAAGAGACAGGAAAUCCUGCGUGGCUGCGGCUGCUUCUACCAAUCUGGCAGUAGAGUCACCAAAGCCUUUUGCCUUUUCCGCGCCGCAUUCGCCGAUCUUCGUCAUGUCGGCUACAGCUGCGGAAGAGUUGGUCAAGAAGGCUGAGCAGAAGAUGAAGGGUGGCGGUGGUCUUUGGGGCUAUCUCUCCGGCGGACCCAAGUACGAUGAGGCCAUUGAAAUCUACCAGCAAGCAGCAAACCAGUACAAGAUGGCCAAGAUGUGGCAGGAGGCUGGGAACUGCUUCGUGCAGUGUGCCUUUUGCGCGGAAAAGUCGGGCUCGCAGUCCGACCAGGCCAACUACCUUUCCGAAGCUGGCAACGUGUUGAAAAAGGUCUCCACGCAGCUUGCGGUCGAACAGCUGGAACAGGCUGUAAGCAUCUACAGCGCAGGUGGCCGAUUCCAACAGGCUGGCAAGCUCCUCCUCUCCGUUGCAGAACUGUAUGAGGCGGAGCGCCUGCAGCACAAGGAGUGCAAGGCCUUCUACAAGCGGGCGGCUGAGAUGUUUGAGCUCGCGGACCACUCCGAGUCAAACUUUUCAAAGUGCAACCUCAAGUAUGCGGAGUUCGCCGCUAAGGACGGCGAACUGGAGGAAGCCAUUCGGAUAUUUGAAUCCGAAGGUGAGAAGGCCCUUGGCAAGGCCUUGCUUCAAUUUGGAGCCAAGGAGCACUUCCUGAACGCCGGAAUCCUGCACUUGGUAGGUGGUGACAGUGUCACGGUGAACUUGGCACUGGACAAGUACAGGUCUCUGGAUCCUCGUUUCGCCAGCUCGAGAGAAGGAGAACUGCUGGGCAACUUGGCCCAGGCUUUCGAGGACGGGGACGUCGAUGCCUUCGUGGAAAAGCUGGGUGAUUUUGAUGCAAUCAAGCCACUCGACGCUUGGAAGACGGAGUUCCUUGUCAAGGUCAAGGAACACCUGCAGCCGUCCAACGCAAAUGCUACAGAGGCCUCGUUUCAUAGACUCGAAAAUGCACGUCAGCGUUCUGCAGAAAGCGAUUGGAAGCCGGCCAUCCACUGGACCAAAGUCAUGCAGGAGCUGUCCUUGGUGGAAGGCAACCAACGGCGAGACUUCGCAGACAUUGUUUGGCAAAUAGCAGAACGCAGAGGUUGCAACGAGUUCGUGGUGAGGUACGACUGCGGGCACUCACUCCGAGCCGAAGUCUGGGCUCCUCAUCUUCCCAGCACAAAGGACUAUGGCACCCACGAGGCAGACCGGUCGCGGUACGUGCAGCACUGCUUGCACGUCCUGACUCGCCAUCCCGCAGAACCACAGGUGCAGGUUACCGUGCCAGAAGGCCGGUGUCGGCACUGCCAGCGCGGCCAGCGACAGACUCUGGUAUGUGGACCUGUUCAUACCGAUCUCAGGGAACCAGCAGCACCCGGACUCGUCGCCAAGACCCUGGGGCGUGGUGCGCUGGACGCCUUGACUCGCGCCAAGCGGGUGGAUUUGCCAAUGACCGCCCAUGCCUUCCUGGCCACGAUCGGGCAGGUCUGCAAGAUGCCAGAGACCGCCAACCUCCGCCUUUUGGUAG